CCGUCACACCUUGCAGUGUUUUGCUUUAAUAAGCCACAGCUCGCAGCUCGGAAAAGUGGAGAUAUCAACCACAUGUCAUCUGCUCGACAUCAUCUGCGUUUGUCGUCGCCUGGUGGCCGCACGGGGGAAGCCCACAGCGUGAGCAGACAGGCAGAGCGAAGGCACACAGGGCUCAGAGCAUGUCGCCUCCUGUUGCUGCAGCUCACUGUGGGAUCUGCUGUCGACCUUUCACACUGUACACAUGAAGGCAGAAAGCUUUUUCGCGCCUCUCCUCGCUAUGUGCGACCCGGACCUUUGGAGGAGUUUACCAGCAAAACGUCUCCUCUGAGCGUGGAGGGGGGGAAUUAACAAAAACGGGUUUGUCGUUUGCGGGGAUUUUCUUUUUCUUUUUUUUGAUACAACUUGUCAGAGAAGUCGUUUUCUGCUCUUGCUACUACAGGCGGUUUGUUCGGAGCUGCUUGCGGUGUAAAAGUGUGAAACAAGUAAAAGAGAGCAACAGAUGUUUCUGGUGGAUAUGCGGCCGGCUGAGGAAUGAAAGCAGCAGCGAGGCACCGGCGGCCCUUCCAGCGGUUCUGCUGCUGUGGAGUCGGGCUGGUCGCCGUCAUUUGGCUCGCGCAGGUCAUCCAGGCACCAGAGACAGAGUCUUUGGGGUUUCAGCCAGGCGUGAAUGGUGAGACGCUACAAUGGACACGAAGGUUAAUGCAGGAGAAGUCAGACAACCAGAGCCUGGAUCUGGAUCAGCCCCGAGCAGCCAUCCAUGAGUUUCCAGAGGACAUCUUCACCAAGGAGCAGAGGAAGAAUGGGGCUGUGUGUCUCCAUGCACUCUGUGCCAUCUACAUGUUCUACGCUCUGGCAAUUGUCUGUGAUGACUACUUUGUUCCUUCCCUUGAGAAAAUAUCUGAGAACCUUCAGCUCAGUGAAGAUGUAGCCGGGGCCACAUUUAUGGCUGCUGGAAGCUCAGCUCCAGAGCUUUUCACCUCUCUCAUUGGUGUCUUCAUCACUAAAGGGGACGUUGGCGUCGGCACAAUCGUGGGCUCAGCUGUCUUCAACAUCCUGGUCAUAAUUGGUUUGAGUGGAAUCUUUGCAGGCCAGACGGUGGUUCUGACAUGGUGGUCUCUCUUUAGAGAUUCCUCCUACUACAUCCUGUCAGUACUGACUCUCAUCAUGGUCAUCUAUGAUGCCACAGUCGUCUGGUGGGAGUCCUUACUGCUAAUGACCAUGUAUGGAAUCUACAUUAUCAUCAUGAAGUUCAACUCCCAGAUUUUUGUGUUUGUGACACGUCGGUUGAGGAGCAUCAGGCCGUGCUGCCUCCGAUCAGAAGAACGGCGAGACAACAAGUUGGGAGAAGACACCUCGGCGUGCAACACAUCUAUGGUGCUUCUCAACAAAGGCCAAGCCCAUGGUCAGGAGGCUUCUCCAGUCGUCAUGGUAGAUGAGCUUCUCAUCCUCAACCCUCACAAACUGUCCUUCUCAGAGGCCGGCCUGCGGAUUAUGAUCACCCCCCACUUCUCACCCCGCACCAGGCUCUCCAUGGCCGGACGCAUGCUCAUCAGUGAGAGACAGAGACUGCUCCGUAUUUCAAAAAAUCAACGGGACGUUGACGCCGGACUCGGGUCAAGAGGGGGGUCCACCAGCAACAGUCUGAAGAGGACAGCCUCCUGCAGUCUGGAGAACGGAGGCGGGAGACCCGGGAUGGUCGACACAGAGUCAGGAGACAAGCCAGGGGCCGAGGUGUGCCAACAAGAAGAAGAAGAUGAAGACGAAGAUGGGAUUUUCAGUCCAGUGCGCAUUCCAGAUGGCUGGUGUGCGCGGGUAAAGUGGGUGAUCACAUGGCCUCUGGGCCUCUUGCUCUACUGCACUGUGCCUAACUGCAUUCUGCCACGCUGGCACCGCUGGUUCAUGGUCACCUUUGUGGCCUCCACUUUAUGGAUCGCUGUCUUCUCCUACCUCAUGGUGUGGAUGGUCACCAUCAUCAGCUUCACACUAGACAUCCCAGACUACAUCAUGGGCAUAACCUUCCUGGCAGCAGGGACAAGUGUGCCUGACUGCAUGGCGAGUCUGAUUGUAGCUCGACAAGGCAUGGGGGACAUGGCAGUGUCCAACUCCGUAGGCAGCAAUAUCUUUGACAUCCUGCUGGGUUUGGGCUUCCCCUGGGCUUUGCGUACACUUGUGGUGGAACACGGAUCAACAAUAUCCAUAAAUAAUAAAGGACUUGUAUAUUCUGUCAUCCUGCUGCUGGCGUCUGUGUUUCUGACAGUGCUGAGUGUUCAUCUGAACCGCUGGAGACUGGACCGUCGGCUGGGUCUGUGUCUCUUGUUUCUCUAUGCCAUCUUCCUGCUCUGCUCUAUCCUCUUUGGGCAGAUGUGAGGCUUACAGGUCAAAGGCCAACCCAACUCAGACACCAUGCUGAGGAUCUACCUUUCUACCACACGUCCUCUUUCCUGAAGCCAAAAGAAAGUGACGGCAUUGAUGUGUUCCUCUUAUUGAUUCCUCUGCACCUCAGUGGGACUUUUUAGGGUGAUACUGUACACAUGCAACUACACAAAAAGUUGUAGCUUUUUUUUUUUGUCCUUCUUGUACAGUGGAGUGUUUAAAAGCAGUCUUUAGGUAUUAAAUUGGGUGAUCUAGCAGAAAAUGUAGGAAUGUGGCAGAUGGAGGCAGCAGAUCUGUUGGGCCUUUGGUAAUAUUAAAAAAACACGCAGAAGUUAUGUAACUUAAAAAAAUGUUGAAGUCCUGCUGUUGCACAGUGGUGUGGUUAUUUAAUGGCCAAUAAUUUGAUGAUAAUUCUACAGAGAACUGAGCUGAAUUUUUGUUUUUCUGUUACAGCAGCCACUCUGCUUUCCUUUCCUGCUAACGUGCUAUUACAAAAGCUUUAUGGUCGGUGCUUGACUGAUGAUUGGCUGUUCUGCUGUCAGGUGAUGGAUGAGGCUCAUGAUUAGGUCAUGUGGCAGCUAAAUUUGUCAGCUGUGGACUAAUUUGCUAAAUUGCUUUAAAAAACAUUUUAAAUUGGGUUGGAGACGAGGUGCACCAAAGGCCUGGGUUCUGAAGCAAGUCCACCUUAAAAGGGAUGUUUUCUUAUCUGGCUUCAGUUAUCCUAACAUCAGACAACCCAAUAAAUCUGACAUGGUUAACUGAGAAAAGUCAGCCCAGGGUUUUUUUAAAUUAGCAAUGAGUGAGUUCACGUGAGAGGGACUGUGUUUGCAGAUGACCAGUCAUAAACAUGGACAAGUGUAUUGACACUGUUGCCACGUUUUACAAAGAUUAAAACUGUAAUAUUAAAAGAAAAAAACAACCAAAUCAGAUAAGGUCAGACUUGAUAAUGCUAAAUGACCUAAAGAUAAAAUGCUUUAUGAGUAUAAGCCAUUUAUAGCUAAAUACAAGAUACUCAAUCACUGCUCGAUCAUGAAGGUAGAAAGGGUUUGGGUGUAAUUAGGCUACUACUCUCCAUUACUUUAAGGUGCUGGUUGCCUAAAUGAAGGUUCCUCUGGGGUUUAGGACAGUUUUGGCCAAAGUCCUUCAGUUGCAAACUAGUCAUUGUUACAUGUCUGAGAACAACACUGGCUCAUCACAGUGUAACACAAAGUCAUUUAAACUUCUGGUCUAUCGCUCUGUCCAGUUAGGAAUCACUGCGAAUACAUUUCACCUGUUUUGGUGCAAAUGAAAGUGACAACAAGAAGAUGAUGCUCAAAGAGCGGCUCUCUCUCCUGACUGAUUUUUCUCUAGAUUCGCCUUUUGCCAACUUCCUUGUCACAGUAGUUGCAGCUGCAUUCAAGGUUGUCCAGCUUCAGCAGGAUGACACAUUGUUUGGUGCUUUUGUAAGGAAGGAAGUGGACUGUUGCAUGAGAGAGAGCACUACAAAACUCAUCAAUCCUGCUGCAAGACUGCUGUCUUCUCCUUUAUACAAUGAGGAAGAAGAGUACUUCUACAGCACUGCAAAUGACCUCCAAUGGGUUACGCUUGCAUGUCUCUGACCAAGCUGUCUGAAACAGGUCUCCUUUAGCGGGACCUGUGCUCACAGACCAGCCCCAUGUAGCCUGAAUGGGCUUCAGGUAUCAUCCCAUGCUACCACUAACAAAAAGGAGUCUAGCAGAAAAGCAAAACUAGAGAAAAAGCCCUCAUGAGGGGUAACCAUUCAUCUCCACUGCACUGGUCACUUUCACCAAAGCAGAUUCACAGCGGUUUAUAUUUAUGACUCUGUCAUACUGGGACGAUUAAGCGUUCACUUGUUUUAUUUUCUCAAGCAGCGUAUGAAAAUAAUUCAAUCCAGUUAGUAGGCUUAGCUGACUUGCAAAUUUUACAUAAGGACAAUAAGUACAAAACUUAGCUAUAGCUAUAUUAAUAAUUAUAGAACAAUGAAAAAUGUUUAGAUUUGUACAAGUUACUCCUGCUAAGAAGUGAACUGCCUUUGUAAAACUAAAGACUCAAGACCUUAAUCCUGGAUUAUAGUCCAGGACUCUGAGUCAUGAAAUAUCCGUUCAUCUCUAAUUUGAAAAACAAAAUAACAACAACAACAACCCUAAAAGAGCAAAGUAUUAAUCUCUUAAGCUCUUAGUACAAUUUUUUAUGUCUGUAUUUAGUCUGAAAAUAAACUCAGAACUAAACCUGUCAAGAAAACGCAGAGACGUAAAUACUUUUCUCUGAAAUACAGAGGUGUAUAAGUGCAACUUGUCAAAGUGGAAAUGCUGACAAACUGCCAUUGAUCUGGAGUUUUGGUUGGCGCACUCUGAGGGCAUCGCUUCAAAAACCCUCUACUCUUAAUGAGACUCCUACGCACAGUGAAAGGGCUAACAACCAAUCACCUCCCCCCAGCUGAUCCAGUCCAGCACCAACCAAGAUUUAUUUGGAGAUAGAUGUUAGCGACCCUAAGAGCAGAAAAAUCUGCCAAAAUUCUCCUAGAUAUUUUUCAGAUCUCACUGUUCUCCAUUCAUUUUAGAGCAAUAGUAAUACAGCAAAUUUACGUUCUACUUUUUUCAUUUGUUUAUAUUCUCAAUGGUAAUUCAACCAAGCUAAUUCAUGACAACAUCACUACCUAGCUGACUUCACCAUCGCAACAAGCACAAAUGGUUUCUGCGAGGGUUCAUUUUACUGACCUGCGUCUGAUACUGAAUCCACAUAUUUUCACACAGGAAUUCAGGGUUUUUUUCUGACUACAAAAAUCAAAGCGGCUGAGAAAGGUGUACACAGCUUGGAUGGAGGGCAAAAAUGAUGCAUCAACAGUAAAAAUCCUACUCUGUAUACAGUACAGAAAAAUGUCUUUAUAAUACGGAGUAAGAUAUGUUUCUUUCCCCACAAUAAUAGGGAGAAAACCCCAAUAAUCAGGUGACCCCCUCAUAUGAGCAAGGCGAUAGUGGGAAGGAAAAACUCCCUUUCAAUAGGGAGGAACCUCCAGCAGAACCAGGCUCAGGGAGGGGCGGCCAUCUGCCACGACCAGUGAGGGGUAAGGGGGAGGGACACAGAACAUUAAAGUCACUGUGGAAGAGAGGCAGAGAUUAAUAACUACUGAUUAAAUGCAGAGUGGUGUGUAAGCACAUAGAGAAUGAAAAAAGGUGAGUCGGGAAUAAAGACUCGGUGCAUCAUGGGAAGCCCCCCCAGCAGUCUAGGUGUAUUGCAUCAUAACUAAGGGAGGCUUCAGGGUCAUGUGAUCCAGCCCUAACUAUAUGCUUUAUCAAAAAAGGACAUUUUUAGGCCUAAUGUUAAAAGCAAACAUAAGCAGGCAAAUAAAAAACAAGAAAAAUGACUGCAGUUUUGAAUCUUACCAACAAGAAAUAACUUUUCAAUCACAUCACAGCCAGUUUCGCAUCAUAUUGGCACAAUUUAAGCAGAUCAUUUCAAGUCAUUUUGUCCGUGCUGCGAAGAGAUUACGAAUAGAGAUUUUCGAAUAGCCUCGUAUUUUCUGAAUGUAGCUGACGUUUGUGUGAAAAUAUUUACAUGCAUUCAAAUGUAGCAGCUGGCACUGAGUUACAGCAGAGCACGUCAGACGAGAAAGUGGGUGCUUUUUAGUCCUGCACUACAGGAAACCAUACAUGCGUCAGACUGUUUCUAAUACAGCCAAAAUGAAAUGCACAGUUUCACAAUAUUUUGACAAUUUUGCCUGACUAUUCUAAGCACCUGUUGCUGCAGCUUACUGUAAGUAAAAAGAGUAGCAGUAGAACUACGUUUUGGGGUUUGUUUGUUUUUUCAUUUUGAGGUCUUAUUACUAUGAAAUCUAAUAUAUAUAAAAAUAUCAGUGUCACCGAUUUUAAUGACUUUAUGUGCAGGUUACUAGUAAAACGUCACGUUUAGGUACGACUAUCGAUGUUUGUGUUUCUUGUACGUUUUAUGCGAUUGUGUCACUUUGGUGGAACAUUGUGCAGCAAAGCAGCCGAUCGGGACAGACACGAAACAGCGCGCACACGCAGAGACGCAUCUGUGUAUUUAUCGUGGCAAAAAUCGCCUUUGAGUUAAACAAUAUAUACUCAGAUACUCGCACAGUGUAAUUGUUGGUUUCUGAAGGACAAACUGUCCUGUUUUAGCUUGUUGUGUGAAUUCAAAUCUUAAAUGUUCCAGCAAAGGGAUCCAGGUGAUUUUUUUUCUUCCUUCAAAUGGCUGUACAAUUAUUAUCUUUGUCUAUUCGACAAUACUUUUUACUGUUUGUAAAUGUUAAAUAAUUUACAUAGUUUUACAAUAAUGAAUGUCCUACAGAGACUAGUUUUGUGGUGUUUUUAAAUAUAUUUUUUAAAUACAUGAUGUAAAGUUAAUUGUGAGUUAUUGUAAUGGAAACGAAUGCGCGUUCUGACGGUGCGUUCAGUGACCUUUUUAUGGUGGUAAUCUUUUGUUUCAUGGCUGAUUCACUGACACGGCUGGACUUCACGUAAGAGAGCAAAGACGACGACGCUCCCAUUUACAGGUUUAAAUUCAGUGAGGAUUUUGAAAUUUGUGAGCAGAAAACAGUGAAUUUCUUUUAUCUGUGCCAAGUUGUUUAGUUGUUUGUGUGCAGUGGAGGCAAAUGAAGCUUAUUUUUAAUUAACUUUAAUUGACUAUUAGACUUUUUACUUUGCCUUUUAACUAGUUAGGUGUGUAUGAUUUUGGAUGAUGACAUUGUUUUUGUAAUUAUGCCUCUGUACACGACCACGUCUGCAGCCAGACAUUGACUGCAAAGGAUUUUCAUCCAAGUAUUGAAAAAAAAAAUAUUUAAAAUGCUGUCCAAAUCAUUUUAAUAUUUAUAAAUACAACUGUAAAAACCCUGUUGAAUCAAAGCCUAAAAUCUGCAUUUUAAUCACAUCUAGACCGUUUUCACAGCACCACAAUGGAUUUUACAUCAGAGGUGAAAUUACAAAAAGUGUCAAUUAUCCAAAUAUUUAUGGGCUUAACUGUAUAUUUCAGAUCACAGUAACAGUCUUGCAUGUUAUCAAAGUCUGUUUUUAGAUUGAUUUGCUUUGAUAUUUUGUCGAAUUAAUGAGCCGGUUCCAAAGAUGGUGGAGUGCAGUCAAGGUUCAGAGGUCUGUUUUUGUGCAACACUCACAGUGAAAGGGAAACGUUUACUCAAUGCUGAAACUUUUUGUUUAAAAAAAAAGAAAAAGAAAUUAAUCAUCAUAAUAAUUGCUGACAUAUUAAGCUGCUAUUGCGUAUUCAUCGGCCAACACUGGCCUUGUUCACUUUUGUUGGCAUAUCAGUAAAUAACAUGUCAUUGGCUGACAUUAAUGUUAUAAUUUUUGUGCAAACUUUCAAAGGUAGUGUGAUGAAGAGCCAUGAUGAAGAUCUUUGUUCUUUUCACACAGGAGGGACAAAUAUGUAACUAAAACUACAGAAACAGGUGAUAUUUAUAAGGUCAAUGAUUUCCUCUAAGAUUCUGAUUUUGACUCUGUGUUGUUUGUAAUGUUUUCCCAACUCAAUCUUAAUCCAUUCUUCUUCUUCUUAUUAUUAUUAUUAUUAUUAUAGAAAAAGGUAUAGAUAGGCUUUCGUCUUAGAGCCACUAAAGGCAAACAGGGAUGAAAUGUUGGGUGAAAAUUUGCCUCAUAAAGUGGCCGCCCCCACAGUCUGAGUAUCACUAUACUUAAAGUUUAAUUGCCAAUAUGAGCACAGAAUAUCAGGUACCGAGUGCAUUCAACUUUUUCCUAUCAUCUCCAUCCUUCAUCCAUCAUCCAUCAUAAUUUGUCAUGUUUUGCCAGCAGUUUACUUAAAGCAGUGUGUGACACCAGUCUUUUUUCACUCCGCUGUAAGCUCCUGAUACACACCUCAUAAUAAGCAGCGUCAGAACUGCUCGACUUGCUGCAGUACUUGUUGUGGUUUCACCGCAAAAAAGCAAAAUUUAAAAAAAAAAACAAACAAUGUUCUGGUUAUUCAGCUGUGAUGUUGGAAAUAGAAGAUAUUUUAGACUACAAAUUUACUGCUAUAGAGAUUGUAUUGGAUCAUAGAAGACUGUUCUUGUAUCUUGAGUGCAAUAAAAAAAAUGUGCAAUAA
Oreochromis niloticus (Nile tilapia) is the source of this 8439-nucleotide messenger RNA. Its product is annotated as sodium/potassium/calcium exchanger 3. The transcript is spliced from 17 exons. Gene Ontology annotation, cellular component: plasma membrane. The record is from RefSeq and is a predicted model, not a curated record. The coding region runs from base 532 to 2367 and encodes 611 amino acids. Gene Ontology annotation, biological process: intracellular calcium ion homeostasis; calcium ion transmembrane transport. Gene Ontology annotation, molecular function: calcium channel activity; calcium, potassium:sodium antiporter activity. Lineage: Eukaryota; Metazoa; Chordata; Actinopteri; Cichliformes; Cichlidae.